This is a messenger RNA of Hordeum vulgare subsp. vulgare (domesticated barley), 730 nucleotides long. Its product is annotated as sacsin-like. NCBI's taxonomy places the organism in Eukaryota, Viridiplantae, Streptophyta, Magnoliopsida, Poales, Poaceae. The transcript has 2 exons. Bases 69 to 692 code for a protein of 207 amino acids. The record is from RefSeq and is a predicted model, not a curated record. Gene Ontology annotation, molecular function: Hsp70 protein binding.
UUGUCAGUUCUACGGCACUUAUAUUGUACGGCGACCAGCUCUCGCCCUAUCGUGCAUUUGGCUGCGACAUGAAAGCGCCAUUUCAAGGAACCUUGUUCCGUUUCCCUUUGAGGAAUGCUGAGCAAGCAUCCUCUAGCCGGUUAUCAAGACAAGUGUACACGGAGGAUGAUAUCUUAUCUCUUUUCGCUCAACUCUAUGAAGAAGCUGUAUACAACUUGCUUUUUCUUAAAAAUGUCCUCGCGCUUGAAAUGUAUGUGUGGGAACCUGAUAUGAGUGAGCCAAAAAUAGUAUACUCUUGUGCCUUACGAUCACAGGAUGGCAAAUUUUCAUGGCAUCGCCAAGCUCUAAUCAGGUUCUCUGGCACUUCUAUUGAAUCCAUUGAGCAGAAGAUAUACGCAUUCUCUAUGGAAUUUGUAUCGGAGGCAUUCCUAGGGAACAAGUUUGAGAAAAAGAGCCAUACCUAUUUUAUGGUACAGGGAAUGGCAUCUGCAUUAAGUAAAAUAGGUAUUUUUGCAACUCAUGCUGCCAAGGAAUAUGAUUUUCACCUACUGCCCUGGGCUUCUGUUGCUGCUUGCAUCUCCAAAGUGGAGCCUAAGCUAGAUAUUUUGGACAGGUUCACCGUUUCAGCGGUGACAAUUACAAAGGGUACAUCACUAGGGCGGAGGCGGAAAUUAGAUACGCGCGCUAUCUAGCGGGAGAGAGGAGGGAGCGUUGGAGGAACCGGAUGAAG